GCACUUCAUUGACCAAUAGUCAAUGCCAAUUUUGUUACGUACGACUACUCGUCAAAACCGAGUAGCGCCAGUCAAUGAAACAAAUUGAGGCAUAUAUUGCGGAAGAAAACGCACAGUAGAACUAAAAGUCCUAAUGGCGGAGUGGAACGCUUUCUACCACAACGAAGAUGAAGAUGAAGAGCAGGAAGAGGGAGAACAGACUUCAGGAGAUUACAAAGUCACAGGAAGAGACAGUUUGGUGUUUCUGGUUGAUGCUUCAAAAGAAAUGUUUAUCAAAGGAGAGGAUGGAGAGCUGUCCAACUUUGACAUGACCAUGCAGGUUGUGCGCAGUGUUUACACCACUAAGAUCAUCAGCAGUUACAGAGAUCUGAUAGCUCUGGUCUUUUACGGUACAGAGCAGAGCAAAAACCCCAGGAACUCAUUCAAGCAUGUUUACGUUUACCAUGACCUUGAUGAACCAGGUGCGACACGAGUGCGGGACUUGGACGCUCUGCUGGGGGAUAAAGGAGAAAAAUUAGCAGCUGAGACCAUGGGUAGUGGAGAGACAUCACUUGGCGAUGCCCUGUGGUGCUGCGCCAACCUGUACAGUGACAUCAAGUACCGACUUUCUCACAAGAGACUCAUGAUCUUCACCUGCAGGGAUGAUCCACAUGGAGGCAACAGCACAAAGGACCGUCAGGCUCACACUAAAGCGCGUGACCUCAAGGAGACUGGAGUUAUGAUCGAUUUGAUGCAUCUAAUGAAACCAGGUGGCUUUGACGUCUCACUCUACUUCCGUGACAUUGUCAGUCCAGCUGAGGAUGAGAGUGAGUUGGGUUUACAGCUGAAGCCCUGUGACAAACUGGACGACCUUAGGAAGAGGGUUCUGGCCAAGGAGCAGAAGAAGAGAUCCUUAGCACGGAUAAAGCUGAUUCUGGAUGAGGGAAUAAACAUGGCUGUGGGACUUUAUGCAACUGCAGUGACAGCACGAAAACCUGGCGCCGUCAAACUUUACAGAGAAACCAACGAGCAAGUCCGUAGCAAAACCCGCACUUUCCAAACCCAGACAGGAAGUCUGCUUCUGCCCAGUGAGAUAAAAAAAGCCCAGGUUUAUGGUAAAAAAAAGAUAGUGAUGGAGAGAGAUGAGGUGGACGCAAUCAAGAAGUUUGACGACCCUGGAUUGUAUCUUAUUGGAUUCAAACCUAUGGAGAAGCUGAAGUUGCACCAUCACAUCCGACCUGCAAUCUUUCUUUAUCCUGAAGACGAUCAAGUUAAAGGCAGUGCCUGUCUGUUCUCCGCUCUGCUGAAGAAGUGUAGUGAGAAGAACGUCUUUGCUGUGUGUCGCUGUACACCUCGCCGAAACAUACCACCACGGUUUGUUGCCUUGGUCCCUCAGAAAGAAGAGGUGGAUGAUGGGAAAGUACAGACUAAACCGCCAGGUUUUAAUGUCAUCUUCCUGCCAUAUGCUGAUGACAUACGGAAUCUAGAUAUUCCACACUGUCCCAUUGCCUCACCAAUUCAGGUGAACAAGAUGAAGGAGAUUGUCUCCAAACUCCGCUUCAAAUACAGGAGUGAUGCGUUUGAGAACCCAGUUAUCCAGCAACAUUACAGGAACCUGGAGGCCUUAGCUCUGGACAUGGUGGCUCCAGAAGAAACUGAUGAUCUCAUCAUGCCAAAGGUGGAGCAGAUGGACAUCCGUUUGGGUCCUCUGAUAGACGAGUUUAAAAACAUGGUUUAUCCUUUCAACUACAACCCUGACGUCAAACCAGCUGCCAAACGAAAAACUGCAGAUGAUGGAGGUGGAUCUGAGAAAAAGCCAAAAGUGGAGGUGUCAGAGGAGGAGCUAAAGAACCACAUGAAGAACGGUACCAUUGGAAAACUGACCGUGCCGCUACUGAAAGACGCCUGCAAGCAGUUUGGGAUUCGCGUCGCCGGGUCCAAGAAGCAAGAACUUAUUGACGCUCUUGUUGCUCAUCUGGGUUCAUGAUGAAGAUCUGCAGCCACUCAACUGUUAACGGAUUUUAAAUUUCCUGUUGUUGCCUUCCCAGGUUGACCUGCCCACAAAGAAGUUUCCUGUUUCCCUUGAUAAGCUUAAGCCAAGACUGGUUUAGUUUUUUCCCCCAAUGUCUGCACUUGAAGAUUUGUUGCAUAAUAAAAAGAAAAUAGAGUUUGAAUGUAA
This is a messenger RNA of Cynoglossus semilaevis (tongue sole), 2158 nucleotides long. RefSeq names its product X-ray repair complementing defective repair in Chinese hamster cells 6 (gene xrcc6). The transcript is spliced from 13 exons. Gene Ontology annotation, biological process: telomere maintenance; double-strand break repair via nonhomologous end joining. Gene Ontology annotation, molecular function: damaged DNA binding; double-stranded DNA binding; telomeric repeat DNA binding. Gene Ontology annotation, cellular component: nucleus; Ku70:Ku80 complex. The record is from RefSeq and is a predicted model, not a curated record. NCBI's taxonomy places the organism in Eukaryota, Metazoa, Chordata, Actinopteri, Pleuronectiformes, Cynoglossidae. The coding region runs from base 134 to 1966 and encodes 610 amino acids.